UAAGCAAGACGGGUCACUUUUAAAACUUGAAAGCUUGACCUGAAUCAGCCAAGGUUUUAGUCGAAUCGAGUACCGCGAAGAAACCUCCACAAGUGAAGAACAACGAGCGAAUCGCUGAUAAUGGAGGAAGCACCGAAGACGUUGGCUCACCAAAUCGGAGGGAUCCAGAACGACGCCCUUCGUUUCGGCCUCCAUGGCGUCAAGAGCGACCUCGUCGGAUCUCAUCCUCUCGAUGUUGCCCACCGAUCGACAAUUAAGACUCAUGAAGACAUGAAGAGAAAGGUCCUUGCAAACACUUACGGAUCCGCCUUUCCUUUGAAGAUGGACCUGGAUAGGCAAAUUCUUACUCGAUUUCAGAGGCCACCUGGACCUAUUCCUUCUUCAAUGCUUGGUUUGGAAGCCUUGAAUGGAAGCUUGGAUGACUUUGGUUUUGAGGAUUAUCUGAAUGAUCCUCGCGAGUCUGAAGUUUAUCGCCCUCAGGACAUGCACCAUGGAAUGGAGGUUCGCCUGGGGAUUUCUAAAGGACCAGUCUGCCCGAGUUUCGUGUAAUUUCAAGCUGUGUUUGACCUUUUGUUAGCAGUACUGGGGAUGGGGCACGCAAUCGUCGUCGAACAAAUUUGAUAAUUCCACCUUUCCUGUAUUGUUGGGAUCUGAAUGUUUUAAUAGACCUGGGAGAUGUACAACACUCUUUGCUAGCGUUUAUCAGACUAUAUUGCAUCAUCGUCUGAAUUCUAAAUGUGGGUUGGUUUAUAUGGCAUGUCUCAUAGAUCCUCUUACGAAUUUGCUUGGCAUGAUUCACG
Molecule: messenger RNA, 800 nt
Organism: Linum tenue
Lineage: Eukaryota; Viridiplantae; Streptophyta; Magnoliopsida; Malpighiales; Linaceae
Source: the annotation of a GenBank genome assembly